This is a messenger RNA of Naegleria lovaniensis, 2670 nucleotides long. RefSeq lists its product as uncharacterized. NCBI's taxonomy places the organism in Eukaryota, Heterolobosea, Eutetramitea, Acrasida, Naegleriidae. The transcript has a single exon. The record is from RefSeq and is a predicted model, not a curated record. The coding region runs from base 1 to 2670 and encodes 889 amino acids.
AUGAAAUCUGAUGAAAAAACUAGGAUUGCAUCCUUGAUGGAUGAAGAGGCUCAAAAACGAAAAAAGGCACUGGAUCAACAACGAGACGAAUUUGAUGUACGACUGGCCUCAACGAAUGAAAUAAUUGCAAGGUUGAACAAAGAGUUGGAAGCUCUGAGACAAACCGAAGCCACGCUCAACGGAAAAGUGUCUAAUCUCUCACGUGACAUACAAGAAAAAGAAGACACAUCACAGCGAUUAUCUAAGGCAAAACAACAUCUAGAAUCACAAUUAGAGAGUCUAAAUUCAACAAUAUUAUCCUUAAAGUUGGAUCUCAACAAGAAGGAUGAGGAUAUCAAAUCUUGGGAGCAAGAGGUGGAAGAACUUAAAAAACUGUUAAAAGACGCCAAGGACUCACACGGUAUGUCGCAAUCUGCUCUAAUCACCCAAGUAGAGGAGCUAGAGAAACAACUCAAGAUCAAACAAACUGAAUCCAAAUCACUAGAACAACAACUCAACUCGCUAAGACAAUCCUUAACACAAAACGCCCUAUCCAUCGACGAGAAAGAUAAACUGAUAACUAGUCUUCAUUCACAAUUAAAUGACAAAGAAAAGAUAAUUUCAGACUUGAAGAAGAAGGAGCAUGUACUGAUGCAUGACAUUGAAAAUAUGAAAAUUGAACAUAAGAAUGAAAAGAGUUUCAUGGAAAAGAAAUUUUCAGAGGAGAUCGACAAACUAAAAAGGUCAUAUGAGGAUAAGAUACAACAAAUUAACAAAGAACAAGAAGAGUCCAUGACUAGCAUGAAUAAGAGUUCAAGUCAACAGCUGCAAGAACUAAAACAAAAAUUGAUGGUGGAAUUUGACGCUGAGAGAAAGCAGCUUCAGUCAGUGAUCGAGCAGAAAAAGAAGGAAUUUGAGGAACUUUCAGCAAAAUCAAAGCAAGAGUUGAACCAAAUUCAAAAACAAAUCGAAGAACUUGCCGUCAGCUCUCAAAAUAAUUACAAGCAAUUGAAAAAGGACAUGACCGAUAUCAUUGACCAACGUGAUGUAGAAAUAGCGACUCUAAAAUCGCAAAUACAGCAAAUGUCUCGAGAUAGCAACACUUCUUUGGAAGAACUUCAUUCAAAGCUGCAAGAGGCUGGCAAACGAGAAGCUCAGCUAAACCAAAAAAUAGAACUCAUGACACAGAAAGUUCUUGACGAAAAACUGAGAGUAGAAUCUCUUCAAAAAGAAAUCAAGGAUCUCGAAAACAGGUUAGCUUUGACUAUUGAAAAAGGAAAGGAAGAAUUAAGGAUAGCAGCCAGUAACAAGGUGAAAGAACUGUCAGAACUUAAAUUUAACAUGGAGAAUCAAUUUGACAAGAGGCUAUCUGACGAAUUAAGAAAUUUACGAGCUGAAUUAACAGACCUAUUUAACGGUGAGAAGCAACGAUUAAUCAAAGAAUUACAAGAAAACGGGCAAAGUGAAAGGGAUUCUGUGGAGAAAACAUGGCAAGCAAAGGUAGAUCUAUUACAAAAAGAAAUUUCGUCGCUUCAAAAGAAAAUUUCUGACCUUGAGGCUGAAAUUUUAAGAAAAACUGAGGACAUCCAAUUAAUGCUUUCCAAUCACAACAAUUCUAUGGAAAAGAGCGAGUUGGAUAAAAUAGAGUCAUUGAAGUCUCUAGAAAGACAAAAAGAAAUGGAAAAGCAAGCAUUGAUAGAAUCCUAUGAAGCAACCAUAACUGAUCUUUACAGAGAGAUUAAAAACAAAGAGAACGAAAUUCAACAGAAAUUGGAUGCAAUACGACAAUGUAACAAUCAAAUUCAAGAAGGAAUUGGGAGAGAACAAGACUUGGGUCGACAGAUGGACAAGCUAAAAGAGGAACACAAACAAAACAUUCAACAUUUGGAAGGAAAGCAUCAGCAAGAGCUUGACAAAGCCAAACAAAGAGAGCUGCAAUCCAUUGAAAAUCUAACAAAAGAAAAUAAGUUGAAAAUGGAUGAGCUCAUCAAGUCACAUACUGAGAAGUUGUACGAGUUAGAAGAGACUUUGAAGAACAAAUUCCUUGCAGAGAGAGCUCAAUAUCUGGAUAAACUGGACAAAAAAGAGGCCGAGUUCGAUGAUUAUGUGAGGAAAUCCUUGAAAGACUUCAAUGACAUGCAAAAUCAAAUGACAGAAGAGUCUAAGAAGAGAGAAAGGCAAUUGAUUGAUGAGUACAAACGAAAAAUUAACGACAUUAUUGAAGAAAACAUUAAGGAGACUCAAAGUUUGCAACUCGAGUUCAGCAGAAGUCAAACUCUCAUGGAAGAAAGAAGUGCUAAUUUAGAACAAAAGAUCAGAGAGUGGGAAUUUAAAUAUCAAAACAGGGAGAGUAGACCCGAGGAUAUUGAAACCAUUAAGGUUCUACAACAGGGUUUAGCUGAAAAGGAAGCUCUUCUUCAAAAAACGAUUCGUGACAUGAAAUACUACAAGAUGGAGUUGGUAAACAAGGAAGAAAUUUACAACAAAACCUUUGGUCGUCAACCCAACAUUGGUGUGAUUAACCCAUUGGGUGCAAAGCAAACACCUUCCAAUAUGCAACCAACGACCACACAAAAGAAACCAACACAAACAACUUCCAAGUUGCCUCCUCUGGAUAAGGGCAACAUUGAGAAUAGUGCUCCUCCUGCCACAGGACUCUUGUUCAGAAGCAACUCAACUUAUAAGAAAUAA